AGUAUGAAAGUUUAGAACAGGACUGCAGCCAAUCUAAGCUCAGUGUAGAGGUUCAGGAUUAAGUCAGGGAAAAGUAAAGCUCAGUGUAGAGGUUCAGGAUUAAGUCAGGGAAAAGUAAAGCUCAGUGUAGAGGUUCAGGAUUAAGUCAGGGAAAAGUAAAGCUCAGUGUAGAGGUUCAGGAUUAAGUCAGGGAAAAGUAAAGCUCAGUGUAGAGGUUCAGGAUUAAGUCGGGGAAAAGUAAAGCUCAGUGUAGAGGUUCAGGAUUAAGUCAGGGAAUCGGAAAGCUCAGGUUCAGGGCAAGGCAAGGGAAACAUACCCAAGGGAAACAAAAAUUCCUGAAAUUAUUGGGGGAAAUAGUGUUAUAAUACUUGCAACAAACCCCCAGUAUUUCUCCUUUAAUCUUUAUGCACUUCUCCCAGCACUUCUCCCAUUCCAGGAACAAAAGGAAGUCACAAGAAGCGAGUUCUGUCUUAUAUUGUGGAUGUGGAACAAUAUCCACAGGGUUUCUGGUUAUAAUCUCCUUGGUUGUUCAUAGAAUGUGUGUCACAUUGCCAUAGGAUUGUCACAGAGUUAAAGCUAGGUAUGUUGGCUCUAGAUGUGGUUACAGGACAAUCAAAAGAGAUGAGAGAAGGUGAUGUCUCAGUCUGUGGGUAGCUGACUUAUCCUGUCUCUCUAUCAAGUUCAGGGAUCACACACUCUCUCUGCUGACAGACAUUACAGGGUGCCUUAGUCUCAGUCCGAAGGCGCGACCAAGUAAGGAUUGUGCUGUUUGCCUAGCCAGAAUUCAAACAAUAGCAUCUAACCUGCCAAUACCACAAAUGUAUACAAGUGAGCCAAGAAUGUGAAAGCAUGACCACCAGUCAGCCUCAAACUACUUAGCACUUCCUCACUGAUUCUUGUGGGAACUGUUCUACCACACAUUCAAUCAAGAAUCGAUCUAAACGAGAACCAAUGCGACUUGGAGGUUUAGUUCUACUCAACCAAGUUGGGGUUGAUGCAACUAGAGAGAAGACAGACAGCAACCACAAUAAUGACACGUAUUUACAAUUCAACAAAAAGAAACGUUCGCCAGAUUAUCGGUUAACUAGAUUACAGCAACCGACGGAAAGGCUCGCUGACCACGGCUAUUAAAUUUCGUUAACCAUAAGAUGACAAAAAUCUGCACCACGGACAAGUGAUUCUUGAUUUCGACCAUUUGCUAAAGAAGGGAGCAAGCAAUGAGCAAGUAACAACAAAUUCCUGGGGCUCCUAAAAGGUCGCGUAUGAGCGAGAUUAGCCUCCUAGAAGAUCCGUGAGCAUCGUGUUGAGCAUUUGAUUGCCAGUCCGUGACAAGGCUGCUUGUUAAUCUAUAAGCCUAUCGUUCUUUUACGGAAGCCUCUUUUCCCCGAGUCCUGUCAUGUCAUCACCGCUGCAUUCUAAUAAAGAUAAAAGUGAGCUUUGAAGGAGCAGUGUGAGAACCCCGAUCUUUCAUCCUCUUCCUAAUCUGUACACAGUACACAGAAUGUUCAAUACCACAAAGUCUUUUCAGAUUAAACCUCACUAACUGUGAUUUAUCUCUCUCCCCCUUCUCACUUUGUUUCUUUCUGAAUAUUUUCCCUCAUUUUCUCCUCGUCCCAUCGUCAUCCUAUCUCUUGGACACACAGGACACUGUUUGGAAACAGGAUAAAGUCGGUGGCCAAGAAAGCCUUCUCAGGCCUGGAGGCCCUUGAGCACCUAAACCUGGGCGGAAACGCCAUCCUCUUCAUUCUACCAGACGCCUUCAACAAUAUGAAGAACCUCCGCAGCCUCGAGAUCUUCAGCGAUAGCUUCCUGUGCGAUUGCCAGCUGCACUGGUUUCCUGAGUGGGUUGUGGCACGAGAGCUACAGUCUGGCAUCCAUGCCAUGUGCGCACACCCUGAGAGCCUGAAGGGCACCAGCAUCUUCCAGGCUCCUGCACAGAGCUUUGUUUGUGACGAUCUGCCCAAACCCCAGAUCACGGUUCACCCCUCAGCCACUGCUGGCGUGUUAGGCAAAGACGUGCGUUUGACGUGCAUGGCGGUAAGCAGCAGCAGCUCGCCCAUGACCUUCACAUGGCGGAAAGACCAGGAGCCACUUCCUCAUGCCCACGUGGAGAACUCUGCCCACUCCACCUCCAAAGACGGCCCAGGAAUCAUGGAGUACACGACCGUCCUCCAUCUACGCAACGUCAAGUUCGAGGACGAGGGCCGUUACCAGUGCGUCAUCUCCAAUCACUUCGGCUCCACCUACUCCAACAAAGCACGUCUCAGCAUCAGCGGUAGGUUUUAUUUUAAAGCUUUAAAUACUGAGCUACCACAACUCUUAAAAGUCCUUAUCUUCAGUACAACCCAGAUAUGACCGUUUACAUUCUAC
Molecule: messenger RNA, 2370 nt
Organism: Tachysurus fulvidraco (yellow catfish)
Lineage: Eukaryota; Metazoa; Chordata; Actinopteri; Siluriformes; Bagridae
Product: leucine-rich repeats and immunoglobulin-like domains protein 1
Exons: 4
Coding region: 1768-2355 (195 amino acids)
Biological process (GO): cell surface receptor signaling pathway
Cellular component (GO): plasma membrane
Source: RefSeq, a predicted model, not a curated record